Hydra vulgaris (swiftwater hydra) is the source of this 1579-nucleotide messenger RNA. RefSeq lists its product as uncharacterized. Gene Ontology annotation, biological process: G protein-coupled receptor signaling pathway. The record is from RefSeq and is a predicted model, not a curated record. Gene Ontology annotation, molecular function: G protein-coupled receptor activity. Lineage: Eukaryota; Metazoa; Cnidaria; Hydrozoa; Anthoathecata; Hydridae. Gene Ontology annotation, cellular component: plasma membrane.
AGAAAUGAAGGAUAUGACAAUUGUUUUAAUCACUUUCUGCAUAAUUGGGAUAUUUUUAAAUGGAUUUGCAUUAAUGGUCCUAAUUACGUUUAAAACUGGUUAUGAUUUAACACAGCGAUAUAUAUUAUUACAGCUUUGCUUCAGUGACUUGGGAAUGAGUAUUAUUGUUGUUGUUGAAGUAUUACUCUUUUAUUUUGCAAACUAUUUGAAUGCUAAAUAUAUUCUAAAUAAUAUUAUAGUUAUAAAGGUAAUAAAGAGAGUUGUUGUUACAGUGUUUUACUACUCAACAUUUUGGCUAGUGUUGGACAGGUUUCUGCAUAUAAAGCUGAAUAUUAAGUACGUCGUUUACUGUUCAAAAAAAAAAAUAUUAAUAACAGUAUCAGUUUUAUGGGUUAUAGCAAUAGUGUUUGGAAGUCUAACAAGAAUUUAUAUCAAGAAUUACAAUACAAAUAUAAUUGCAUUCUACGAUAUAGUUAUAAUAAUUUUUUCGACCUUUGUUUAUGCAUACGCUUUAAUAAUUUAUCAGAAGCAAAAUGCAAUCGUUCGUUCUAACCAGCACAACAAAGGAAUAUUCAAAGGAUUGUUACUGACUAGUAUUAUAUUAACAAUAUUUUUUGCAAUGGUUGCUUUACCUGACAUAUUAUAUGCAAUUCAUCAGUACAGUCCUAUUAUUACUAAAAACCUACAUUGGUAUAUCGAUGUAACAUUUCCUCUAUCGUUUUGGACUGAUGCAAUUGUCUAUAUAUUUUGUUCUCCGCGAGUUAGACGUUUACUAAAAAACAAAUUGAAAUGUAUUCAAGAUCAGAGUAGUACGCUUUCAAGAAGUACUAUUAUGAAUUUUAGCACUUUAAACAACAAGAUAAAUUCCUCAAUAAAAAGUUCAUGCGUUAACUCAUUAGAUAUGUGAUAUUGUUAUCCAAGCAGAUAUGUGACAUUGUUAUCCAAGCAGAUAUGUGAUAUUGUUAUCCAAGCAGAUAUGUGAUAUUGAGGAAAUGUUUAGUGCUUGUUUUACUUAAUGUUUCAAGCAUCGAAUCUGAUCAAAUUGAAGACCUUUCCCAGAUCUGUUCUUUCAACUUGGACCAAAUAGCCAAAGGUGUUAGUAGAUCCUGAGACCAAAAACUUAGAUUUGCACAUAUCUCUGCCAUUUUCUUCUUUUCUACGUUAGCUGGUACCAGGUUAAGCGAAAUGUUUAGGCGGCAGUAAUUUUCUGGCCUGGAACUUAGAUUGUGGGAUCUAUUAGUCUGUAUGCCAGUAACCCUGGAAUAGUUACCUCAGUACCAAUUAUGUUUGUCAAAUCUUUAGUCUCUUCAAACCAAUCAUUUAAGUCACUUUCAAUAGUACUUAAAAUAGAAACUAGCUUUGCAAUGGUGUUAUCAAUUUGCAUAUAUGCAUUGUAGAUGUCCUGAUCACAAUUUUAAAGCUUUUAUGACAGCUGUUUAAUAGAUUCUAGAGCAUUUUUAGUAGUGCAAAACGCCUCUGUGAUAUUUUCAGAGAUGAAGUAAAACAUUGCGCUUUGACUCUUAUUUCACAACUCCAUUCCUAGUUUUCAAACUCUUUUUUGUCAUAUGAUUUCUUCUCA